Molecule: messenger RNA, 6870 nt
Organism: Diaporthe batatas
Lineage: Eukaryota; Fungi; Ascomycota; Sordariomycetes; Diaporthales; Diaporthaceae
Exons: 1
Coding region: 412-2508 (698 amino acids)
Source: RefSeq, a predicted model, not a curated record
GUCCCAUUUAAUUGUUCAUUUCUUCCACUCUUGAGCCGGACAGAAUCAUCUGACAAUCAGCAGAAGUACAUUCUUGGUUAUUUGUGUUUAUCUAGCGGGGCAUUGGAUUGUUCUGUUACCAGCGUCAUAGCCUCACACUCUCACAGCCUCACGGCCUCACGGCCUCACGGCCUCGCAACGACCCCGACCCGGUCACGCCUUCACACGGGCCUUGUUCAUAGCUAUCUGAUACGAAGCGGUACGAAAAGCGAUACGGAAAUACGGGCGGGUAGGUUGAGCACUCCAGGAGGCUCACAUGUUGAAAGAAACCUCACAGAGGACAUGACAUUUUUGGGAGCCCAAAGACCGACAUUGCUAGCGAUCGCCCAUUGACCGUCAACAUUCAGCACUCUCGGCAGUUGAGAGGCCGUCAUGUCUCACCACGAGCCGUUCAAGGCUCUGGGGCCCAUCGACUGGACAGCAGUCACGGGUGACGACCUGAAGCACUUCCUGAACACGACAUUCCUUCAUGCUCAGACAGUCGUCGACAGCAUACUCGCAGCAGCCAGCCCGCAGCAGGCCGGCCGCGCGAGGAGCCAUACCGACAGUUCCGUCGUCUUCGACCCUUCGUCCCGCCACCACACAAGCACCUCGGCAAGCGCGGAUGCGUCCACCGCAGCCGCAGCCGCCCAUGCCGCAAAACUGCAAAAGGAGUGGAAGGAGGUCAAGGUAACCCCGCGCGACAACCCCUACAACAUGAGCGUCUACAAGCUCGCUGGGAAGGACGGCAGGGGCGCCUGGUUCGCCAGGCGGAGCAUGCACGAGGGCAUCUCCUUUGACAAGUUCAGGCUGGGGCUGGAGACGGAGUUUGCCCAUACUUUGCAGCACACCACGGGGCCUGGUACCGGCAACGUCAGGGGCAUCGGCGCUGAGAGGAAGGCCGAGCAUUUGCAGUGUUACGGGGUCGGCCAGGCUGACGUCUGGCUGUUGAACGCGCAGUUCCCGGGUCCUACGACACCCAGGGAUUUUGUCACGCUUUUCUUGACCGCCGUCAGCGGCGGCGACGACGGCAACGCCAAGACCAAGGGCCCGAGACAAUUCAUGGUUGUGUCCAGGCCCUGCAACCACCCCGAAUGUGCGCCCCGCUCCGCGUACAUCAGGGGCAACUAUGAGAGUGUGGAGCUGAUCAGGGAGGUCCCUGUCGAGAAGCCACUGCGGCGGGUAAGGUCUUCGGUGGACAUGAGGCGAGAGGAUGUCCACCUGCCGAGCAAGACCGGUGGUGGAAUGGACAUGAGCCAGGAGGCGGUCCUUCGUGCAGCUCGCAAACGAGCCGAGGCCAAGUCCGACGAGGGCCCCGGUGAGAGAGGCAUGUCGCGGUCACUGACCGGUCUGCCGCCCCGCGAGCGUAACGAGGAUCCCGUGGCUGCUGGGCAGUCCGGCCAAGACACGGAAAUGGCAAUCGAGUGGGUAAUGGUUACUCGGUCCGAUCCUGGAGGCAGCGUGCCGAGAUUCAUGGUCGAGAAGGGCACGCCUGCUGGUAUCGUGACAGACGCUGGGAAGUUCCUCAAGUGGUUGGAAACGAGAACCGAACAGACGCUCGAGGAGUCUCGGGCUGGAAUACCAAACGAGCCCGAGGACCAGCCUCUAAGGAAUAAUGUGGGUGAGGCGACAGCCCCUCGGGCGCAUCAACCUUCUGCCAGCACAUCAAGACCACCACCGGGCCCUUCCCAAGCUGCGGCGGAUGAGGAUGCACAACCCAGCGGCUUCUACAACAUGAUCGCUGGAGCUAUAGGUGCAGCAUCAACCAUGGUCACGUCACGAUUACCGGGUGUCGCCCAAUCGACAUCAGAGCUCGAUUCCGAUCUUCAAGACAGUGAAUCAGACACGGAGUCAGAGGCAAGCUUCGCCUCUGCACAGGAGCCCGAUGACGAGACUCCCCUGGCAAAGGUCCUCUCGGGAGGGGAUCUCAGCCUGGGAGCAGGCGGCGAAAUGGCGUCUAUGCAUUCCACCAAGAGCGACGAAUCUUCUACCAAAGCCGCGGUGUCGCAUCACGAGAGGCACCUUAAGAAGUUGCAGGACAAGCACAGGAAAAUUGCGGAGAAGAUGGCGCGCCAGCAGGAGCGCGCCUCGCAAGACAAGUCCAACCAGGGCGAUGACCAGCUAGCCAAGCUCAAGGAGAAGCAUGAGAAGGAAAUCGCUCGGCAGGAGGAGAAUUACAGGAAAGAGGUGAGAAAGAUGGAGGAGAAGAAGCUGAAAGAGGAGAGGAAGGCCGAAGAGCGGAGGAGGAAGCAGCAGGAGAAGGACGAGAGGUCCAACGCCGCCAUGCAGCUUGAGAAGGUCAAGGUCGAGAGGGAUAUGGCGCUCAAGCAGAUCGAAAUUCUCAGGGACCAGGUUGGCGAUCUGCAGGCACAGAAUACGAUGCUCGUUGCGCAGCUAGGCAAGCUGGGGGGGCUGGCCAGUACGAAUGACUUGGCGACCAACGGGAUGGUGGACGGCAAGCUGUCAAAGUCUUCGUCACAGUCGAAGUGAGGGGCGCCCGAAGGAGUGGGAUAUUCGAUGUUCUGGAUCGAUACAGCAUACAUGUGGGUCAUAUUUCCGAGCAACAAGCGUAGCCUUUUCAUCCCCUUUUCCAUAGCAUAGCAGACAGCAUCUUUGGUAGCGCUACGCUGUCACUUGUAUACCAGAAACAACGAUUGUUUUCCACGGAGUUUUUGAAUCGUGGCCAUUUUUGUGACAAAUCCUGAAUACUUGAAUAAAAAAACAACAUUGAGCAGGUGCAUUUUGCCCAAGUCAUGUCAGAACUCCCGCCAUGCACAGCACACCAAUAGUUCCCUGUGUCAGCGGCAACGAGACUCAGUCCAGCGCAGAUAGCAGGAGGCCAUGAAUCCUUGAGGCGUGCCCGAUGUCCUUCACCCGCGCCAGUGAAGCCGAUAUCCCGGCACCCUCCUCGCUGAGCAACUCAGCCACGACCUUCCCGCACACAAGGACGCGAUGACACAAAGCAAACGCAUUGGCAUUCGAAGCCCACCCCAGCGGGCCAUCAUCGUGACCGACUUGGGCCUCCAGGGCACCCAGAGCCUGCUCGACCCACUUCUUCAGCGCCUCCAGCGAGCUAUCCAUAACGAGCACUUUCCCGGCCACACCGUCAUCACCUUCUGUUUGGUCAUAAUCCCGCGGCAGGGCACUGAACACGUCCGCCCACCUCUGCGUCUCGCGGACCUCAUCUAUGAACAGGUUCUGCUCCUCCACCGCGAACAAGCUCUCGUCCACCUCGAGCGCCUCGGCGAACAGCCGCUCGGGCGCCGUCCAGGCGUUGAGAUCCUGCACGCCGAUGUCGAGCGCGACGAUUGGGUCUCCGACCAGCCGGCAGGCGACAUAUGCCUUGAACUCGUUGGUGUGCCCGAAGCGACCCUGCAGCCACGAGAGCAGGGCGUCGGCGGCGUCGACCGCGACGAGGGGUUGCGGGUGUGGGUCUGACGAGGUGAUGAGCGCCGCGGCGGCGGCGCCGACAUCGCGGAUCUCGUCAUCGUCGUCGACCAGCGUGUUAUAAAGCGCGAGCACGAAGGGCAGGUACGCCGCGUCGCCGCCGGCGGCCGACCGCACGGCUGCUGCGAAGGACCUGAUGGCGCCGGCGGCCGCCAUGCGCAUGUCGAAGGUGUUGCUGUCGUGCAGGGCGUCCGCGACGGUCUUUCCCCACGUUCGUAGUCGUUGCUCGAACAUGAAGAACGACAACUGCCCGUUGUGCGGGAGGGUCUGGAUCGCCAUCACGGGCCCCGAGGCGAGGAGCACGGCAUUUGCCAGGGUCGGAUUGAUGCCGUCCAGGAGGCAUUGCUGGAAGGCCUCGAGUUCCUUGGGCGAAGGAACAUCCUGCAGCUUUCCCUGGGAGAUAUGGUCGUCCAACAGCUCCGUCAGGUUCGUGAGGGCCUGGGCGCGGGCUUCCGGCACUUUGGUGUGUUUGCAGAGGUCCAAGUACAGCUUGCAGAGUUCAUGAGCCCGCGACUUGCCCCAUAUCUUAGGAACUGCUUCAAGAAGCAUGCAUGCAGUGUCUAUAUCCAGGUCCAGGGCAUCAAAGAGGCAAGCCUUGAGACCCUCGAUGCCCGUGAGCGCCACAGCUUCCCGCAACGACCUGAUUCCUAAACGAUGCUCGAGAAGUGCUAAAGAGGUGAAGCUGGCCCCCCCUUGUGCGAUCUUCGCAUGGGUUAAUUGCUCAGCUUUGCUCAGAUGAACACUGGCAGGAGGAAUGAUCUCCCAGGUCAAGGUUCGGACCUCAAUGAAGGCUGCCCAGACCUCAGAGCAUAUUGUGGCAUCCGACUCGUACUCCUCUAGCAGUCGUCCUAGUGUCCUGAUAUCUUCCGUAAACCUUGCAAGCUGAGACUUUCCAUCAAGUUCGGGCACGAUUGUCAGGCCGAGAAGCCGGCCUUCAUUUCUGUCCAUGGAUGUCCUCUCCAAGAAGAACUUGAGCGUGAGAAAGGUCCCAUGCAACCUGUUUGCCGAGCCCCGUGACUCCUCCAGCAGACGCUGAACUGAGGAGAGCCAAAGUUCGUUUAGGAGAAAAGAGCAUAAAGUUCGCGCGGCUAUCUCGCGGACAUGCCACUGUUGGCUCCCCAGGUAUCUGACAAUCAACUUGUACAGCUCGUCGCGGUGAGACUCUGGAGGCCCGGCGCGUCGGAUGAUAUCUAGCGCCGGAAAAACAGAUUCGGCUGCUGAGCUUGAAGUCAAGGUCCCAGGUUCCAUAGCCAAUUGUCCAGACUGCAGAAGAUUCAGUAGUAUAGGCGGCAGAGAUGGAUAUUUGGUGUAUGAGAUACGCAGCGUCUUCCCGUCCCAUCCGGCCUCCAGAGCACUCUUGCUUUCUCCGGUGCCAAAUAUACUGUCCAUUAGGCUGCGCAGUAACAAGAGUGCGCAGUUCCUAAUUGCCCAGACCUCUGCUUUCAGGCUAUUCGUCGCCAGUGCUAGGCAGCCAGGAAGAAACCUUUCCGCCUUUUUGCUGAGCAGCGACGUCUUGAAGACCUCUUUGAGAGAAUUGAAUGCGUGAACCUGAGGGAGGUUACUCCCAUCAGUUUCCGAAACCGAAGCUGGUCGCUGGGCUAUCUCCUCCAACGUUCGUAUCACCUGCUCAAAGGAGGGGCUAGCCGCAUUUGAUGCCAGAAUAGCAGUGAUUAAAGCUGGUAUACCUGCAGAUCGUCUUGUUGUUGAUCUCUGCGCAUAGAUGCAUGAUAGUGCGCCUUUGUACCAUUCCUCUAGCAAAGAUUCUUCGUUUUCGCCAGAAGCGACAUGCGGGUUUCGAGCGUUCUGACAGCAGCAAGUGAAGUUCAGCGAGACGCUUGAGAACGCACCUCUAUGCCUCAGAGUAGAAAGCUGCGAGAAGGCCAGAUGGCCUACUCUCCGGAACACCUCGGGCGUGGGCAAGAGAAACCCAGCCGCACGGCUGAAACCUAGGUUGCCCACCAUUGUGCGCAUCAACUGGCUGGACUCGUGGAUGGCCCGGAAGCUGUAACUUAAUAAGCCCUUGCUAUCGAGGCCAUCGUUGUUCUCGAGCAAUUUGCCCUCUGGCGAAUCGUCGCACAAAACAUGACUGACGGCACCCCAAAUCCGUGUACAGAGACCCACAAUCCGUGUCUGGGACGGGGCGAGGAGCUGCAGCUCAGCUUCACUAUACCGAGCUUGUGACAAGACUUGCCACAUGUAUCUUACUGCGGCAAAAUCGCCAUGGACCGGCUCUGUCAUGACUGCAUAGGCCAGGUCUUUUUCCGCCCCACUAAUUUUGGCUUCUAAAGUGUCCAGCACCCGUGACAAUAACGGUAAUCGUCUCUCGAGUGUGGUCUCCCAGGCACACAGAAGGCCGGAGGAACGAGCGGCUCCAUCUGAAUGAUCUGCACGACUAGUGCGAGAUGCCUGAGCCGCUGCUCGAGAGGUGAACUCUGAUAACAUCGCCAAUGGGGUGGUAUUUGCCAAUGUAGCAUUGACUGUGAAUUCUUUUUGCGUGUACUCUGGCGGGAACAGCAUCAGCAAACUAGUGGCGGUCUCCCUGACGUCGUCGAAUGGGUCCAUAAUCAGGUCGAGAAUGAUGCGGAUCCAUUGGGAAUCGGUGUAUAGGUUUUGCUCAGGACCACUCGAGUUUUGUUUUCCGAUUUUUAUAAUUGCCACCAAAGCUUUCAAGGCAGUAAUGUGCCGCUGGUAUGAGGCUGUAGGCGCCAGCUCCUGCCGCAGGAACCGUGUAUACCACGUGUAGAAUGUUUGCUGAGCCGCGAGGGUGUCGCGCAGCCAAGUCUCCCCAGCGUUGGCUAUUUCCUUUGCACCUUUGCUGAUGUGUGUGUUGACUGCUCUUUCCUUGGCUUGAGAUGCUGAGGCCUUGGCUUCCAGGCGAACUAGGUCCUUUUCGAGGGUAGAAAUCGCCCCAUUGAGUCUUUUGAUCAUGUUCUUGGAAAUACCUAGAAUCUCAUUCCGGAAUUUGGCAUCAGGGUCCGCGUGACAUGAUCUGAGGUGCUUUCGCAGAAGCUCGAAUGUCAUCGUUGAGUAAGGCCGUGUACUAGACGAAGAGGAUAUCAAUAAAGACAUGGCGAAAGACCGAACAUCGUAAGAGUUAUGAGUUAGGAACCGCUCCAGAACCUUUCCGUCCAGCUCUACAGAACUGGUGGCUGUCGAUUGGCCUUGACCUGAGAAUUUGUCAGCAAUUCUGGUCAUGGUACAGAAGGUCAAUCCAUGGGACCCGUGGCAAGGUAUUGCAGAGAGAGUCGUCCCAAGGGUGAUUUGCCCACGGAAGUUUGUCCCGGAAGAGGCCGUGCUACAUCCAAUGUAACCAUAGGAGGGAAUUCGUUAAGAGGCAAAGCCCAUAGGAGGCUGUCCUAUAGAGUGACAUGCCAUGGGAGAGUCCCAUGGAAGUCCAUCCUCUAA